Camelus dromedarius (Arabian camel) is the source of this 6738-nucleotide messenger RNA. RefSeq names its product AVL9 cell migration associated (gene AVL9). The record is from RefSeq and is a predicted model, not a curated record. Gene Ontology annotation, cellular component: cytoplasm. The coding region runs from base 220 to 2163 and encodes 647 amino acids. The transcript is spliced from 16 exons. Lineage: Eukaryota; Metazoa; Chordata; Mammalia; Artiodactyla; Camelidae.
GCAGCGGAAGCGGAUGAGGGAAGCGCGGCCGCGGCCCGGGGGGCGGCGCAGAGCUGCAGCAGCCUCGGGCUCCUCCCGGCCCCCAGCGCGGUCCUCAUGCGGCGCCCUCGCUGACGCCUGAAAUCCGCCGCUCGCCAUCCUCCUGGGGAUCACUGGCUUGCCUGGCCCGCCGCUCUUUGCGGUUGACGUCGUCGUGGUGCGGGCCUGAGGCGGCUGCCCAUGGAGAAGGCGGGGCGGGGCGGCGAUGGCGCCACUCGGGGGCCCGUACUGCACAUCGUGGUGGUCGGCUUUCACCACAAGAAGGGCUGCCAGGUUGAAUUCUCUUACCCACCCCUGAUUCCAGGAGAUGGACACGACAGUCACACUUUACCAGAAGAAUGGAAGUAUUUGCCCUUCCUUGCCUUACCAGAUGGCGCACACAACUACCAAGAAGAUACUGUGUUUUUUCACUUGCCACCCAGAAAUGGAAAUGGAGCCACUGUAUAUGGUAUCUCUUGCUAUCGACAAAUUGAAGCCAAGGCAUUGAAAGUACGGCAAGCAGAUGUCACCAGAGAGACCGUUCAGAAAAGUGUCUGUGUUCUAAGCAAGCUGCCUCUUUAUGGCUUACUUCAAGCAAAACUUCAGCUUAUUACACAUGCAUAUUUUGAAGAGAAGGAUUUUUCCCAAAUUUCCAUUCUAAAGGAGCUCUAUGAACAUAUGAAUAGUUCCCUCGGAGGAACUUCAUUAGAAGGAUCCCAGGUGUAUCUUGGUCUGUCUCCUCGAGAUCUUGUGCUUCAUUUUCGACACAAGGUCCUAAUCCUGUUUAAACUGAUUCUUCUUGAAAAAAAGGUUCUCUUUUAUAUUUCUCCAGUGAAUAAAUUGGUGGGUGCCCUGAUGACUGUAUUAUCCCUUUUUCCAGGCAUGAUUGAACAUGGUCUCAGUGACUGUUCUCAGUAUAGACCCCGAAAGAGUAUGUCUGAAGAUGCUGGGCUUCAAGAAAGUAAUCCCCCUGCAGAUGAUUCUGUUUCAAUGCCUGACAUUUCAAAUACCAACUUGGGAACUGUCAAGAAAAUCAUGACGGAAAACCACCAAGGAGAUGCUGCCAUCAAGACUGAAGAACCUUUGUUCCAGGUAGAAGAUGACAGCAGUGAAGGACAGGAACCCAAUGAUACCAAUCAAUAUUUGAAACCUCCUUCUCGCCCAUCUCCAGAGUCUUCAGAAAGUGACUGGGAGACCUUGGAUCCUAGUGUCUUAGAGGACUCCUCCUUGAAGGAAAGAGAACAGGUGGAGUCAGAACAGACAAACUCAUUUCCAAAGGAAUCUUUGCCCUCAGACAGUCCUCCGAUUACUGUUCAACCUCAAGCGAAUAUGGGCCAGGUCGUCCUGAUACCAGGGCUAAUUUCCGGGUUGGAAGAGGACCAGUAUGGCAUGCCCUUGGCCAUCUUCACAAAGGGAUAUCUGUGCUUGCCUUACAUGGCACUGCAGCAGCAUCAUCUUCUCUCUGAUGUCACCGUCCGGGGAUUUGUUGCUGGAGCUACUAACAUCCUUUUUCGACAACAGAAACACCUCAGCGAUGCCAUUGUGGAAGUAGAAGAAGCUGUGAUCCAGAUCCAUGAUCCAGAACUCAGGAAGCUGCUUAACCCAACCACUGCAGACCUAAGGUUCGCAGAUUACCUAGUGAGGCACGUGACUGAGAACCGGGAUGACGUCUUCCUGGAUGGCACGGGCUGGGAGGGAGGUGACGAAUGGAUCCGAGCCCAGUUUGCAGUCUACAUCCAUGCACUGCUGGCUGCCACACUGCAGUUAGAUAAUGAAAAGAUACUAUCGGACUAUGGGACGACCUUUGUUACAGCAUGGAAGAAUACUCACAACUACAGGGUCUGGAACAGCAACAAGCAUCCAGCACUUGCAGAAAUAAAUCCGAACCAUCCUUUCCAAGGCCAGUACUCAGUGUCAGACAUGAAGUUAAGAUUCUCACAUUCUGUUCAAAACAGUGAACGGGGCAAAAAAAUUGGAAACGUCAUGGUCACAACGAGCCGGAACGUUGUACAAACAGGAAAAGCUGUUGGCCAGUCGGUCGGAGGAGCUUUUUCCAGUGCAAAGACAGCUAUGUCUUCAUGGCUUUCUACCUUCACCAGUUCCACUCCCCAGAGUCUCACUGAGCCGCCCGAUGGGAAGCCCUGAGGCAGCCGCCCAGAAGCUGCCGUCACUUUCUUAGGUUUAAGCGUUCCCUGUCUGUCUGCUGCUCCCAGACUGUUCUUCAUCAGCCGCAGGUCCACAGCAGGGGACCGAUACGUCACAUUGUUUACAUGGAUGGUUGCCCUCUGUCUAAGUAAAUGUCACGAGAUGCUGAAAAGAUGAGAUCGCAGCCGUAGCAGGGAUGGCUUCCCAGGUUGGAGUUUAAAUUGACUACUUUUAUUUCAGUCUGAGCCUGAUUAAAACACCCAGUGAACAUUCUAAUGAAUUUUGAGUUCCAAUGUUAAACGUUUAUUUACUUGAGAAGUUUUUUACUAAACGUAAAUUGUGUUGUUUUCCUGUUUAAAUAUCCAGAUGGUCGCUGUAAUUUAUAUGUGCUAAAAUUAAGUUAUAUUACUAUUUUGAUUUCUCUAAAAUGGUCCCUAAAAUGUGUUUACAAAGUUAUUAUUUUGCUGGAUUAUAUGAUGAUUUUUCUGCUUGUUGGUUUUCUACACACAAAAAAACGUUCAUCAAUUAACUUCUUCCUAGAAAUGUGAAAGUCAGAGGUGGUAGUUCUAAGGAUGCAGUGUUUUAAUUCAUUCUUUCCCAAUCCUAAGCACGUGCUUUGAGGUGCCAAGGAGUGUCACUAUGCUUUCUUGUUCUCCCUCAUUGUUCCAGUAAGUGUGCAAAGAAGGAACAUGGUGUCAGUUACACCUGUGCUCAAGCAGUUUAACACGAAUGUGUAUUUAGGGCACGAGACUUUUAAAGACCUAGGUGUCAGCUCUGUCAACACUAGUCACGUUGCAAUCUUUACACGCAUUUUUUAACCCAGAGUUUGUGCCUUCUAUUUCUUCUUUUGAACAGUUUUCCAUUGGGUGUUUACAGACUUAUAGGUCUUUUCUUAGCCACUCUUCAUAAAGCUUUUCAAGGCACUUGGCCUUCCUACUUCCCUGAUGGAAAAUCCCCUGUAAUCAGGCUCUACCCUCUUCUAAAGCUGUUUAUAAAAGAAAAGAUGAUCUGUACAUAUUAAAUAGAAAUCUCGUCUUAGCUCAUGUUUAGAAAAGCAAGAGGCAAGAGAAGAAAACUACAGCCGUGGCAUCAGUCUUGUUUCAUGAAUGUCACCCGGCCUCAUUUCAGACCCGCACGUGUGUGCUCGCUACUGGAGGCAUUUGCACAGCGGGACCUCGUGAGCUGCAGGCCCAGCUCUCCUUUGCUUUUCGAGGGGACUUUGAAUUGGUGUUCUCAGGGAGUACUUACAGGGGACAGAAUGCCUUUUCAGUGACAGAGGGUACUUUGAAAAUACAUUGUGAAUAUAAUCUACAUGUGAUUUAAGAGUAUUGAGAAAAUAAGGGGCCUAAUUAGGGGAGGUGCUUGAUUAUAUUUGAUUUAUCCUUUAAGAAAUAUUUUGUAUAAGCACUACUAGGGCAUGUGAAAUGAACAUAGGGACAUAAUCUAAAUAUCCCUAAAAAUUUUACAAUUUGUGUUUUAACACAAGUCUUGCAAUUCUAAAAGCAUACUUCCCUUUGAGUAUAAUCUCAAGAAUUCAUUGACAAUAAAGGGCUUAUUGGAGAACUCCAUUAAUUCCACUUCUGCUAGGAAAGUUAACUUUCUCAGGAAAUAUUAUUUAAAGAGAAAGAAGUAGUACUAAGCAAAACUUUAAAGGGUACUUUAAUCAGUGUUGCACUGAGACUAACAUCUCGUCAUUUCAUGAGGCCACAUCAUUAGAUAGAGUGUGAUAGUGUAUAGUGUGCAAUUGUCCACCGCCAGGUGUCCCCGGUGCUAAGAGCACCGUGAGGGGUCAGCCUUCAGUUUGUAUGGCUUGUGUGCCUGGGGUCAGCUCUCAUCUCUCACUAAUCAAAGCAGUCCACUCCAUUUUGGAAUCCACUUUGGAAUGUCACUGAAAUAAAAAUAGUUGUAUAUGAAAUUUAAUUUUGCUUCAGUAUCACUUGUUCCCUGUUUUAAUAUACACUUUAAUUGAAUUUUCUAUUAAUGUUUCCAGCUCAACUCUUGGUCAUUUAACUGGCUUUCAACAUAAAAUGAGUAUCUCAGAAGAUAGAACUUUUUUCAUAGAAAUGGUCAAAAGACCAUAACUGUAUUUCCUUCAGGUUCUGGGAGGUAUGGGCGUCUUCAGGGAGGUCCAGCUAUUAUGUUGUUGGCAGGGGCCCAGGGCAGCCAGCACAGAUGAGGGCAGAAAGUCUGGCCUCUAGUCCUGGGAACCUACGUGCUUCAGGUUUGGGUUCCGGGCUCCAGUGCAGAGGCUGGACCAGAAGCACUGGGCUCCUCCCGUCACUGGCUCUGUGAGCCAUUGCGGCCAACGCUGGUGGGGCCGUCUUCGGGCAGUGAAGGUGUGUGCUGUGGUUGGCCACGCUGGCUCCAGUGCUUUUGUCUGCGAACUGAGUGUGUACAACUGAGGGAGCUGGGGUCAGCCAGGCUUCUUCAGAGUGUGCCAGGCACACAGACUGAAUCCCCAGCUUGAUGGAGACCUUGCUGCUGUCCAGGUGACUUAAAAAUAGUGUUUGGAAAAAGUUGCUGGUGUGCUUUGAUUCCUACUAGACACUAUGAUGAUGAUGACAUAGGUAAAGGAAAGAGGGUUAAAGCUAGCCCAGGUGUCCAGGGCUAGGUGAAUAGAAAAAGUUGCAUGUCAAACUAUGGCUUAGAGUUAAUUUUGCAUCUCCAUUUGGCUCACAUAACCAAUAUGAAUAGUGUGUCCCCAAAACUACUAGUGAUUUACCAGCCCCCUGACAUAAUUCUCUUCUACUUUUUGCUGUAAGAAACACAGCAGCAGUAUCUUUGGGCAGCAAAUCAGAGCAUAUGAUGUGAUUUCCUCAACCUUGCUUUUCAUAUUAAGUGUUGAAUUUUUUUUUUUAGUAAUUUACCUGGAAAGGCAGGGAGAAAGCAAGUAAAGAAGAGAGAGAAUUGAGAAGUUAUUAUGCAACUGAGAGACAAGGUCCUUAACAUCUGGAUGCAUGUAUUUGAAGAGCAAUAUUAAGUAUGCUAAAGGUUGUAAGAAUUCUUCUACAAAGAAGUUAGACUUUUAAUCUGCUAGUUACAAGUUUUAAAAUGAAGCUAUACCUUUAUCUCCCUGGCAGGCAGGGGUUUGUUUUGUUUUGUUUUGUUUUGUUUUGUUUUGUUUUGUGGAAGUUCCGGCCAGUGGUCCUUUUCCCUCAGGCUCGGUGAUGAGUUUGGGGGCGCUUAGCCCAGGAAGGGGCCGUGGACUGAUCCUGCGCCCCUUGAACUUUCAUCUGCUUCAGCAGUUUGGGAAAGUAGCUCAUUAGGAUGUUGGCCACUAAACAUUGCCUGUUUUGUUUGUUUUCCCUCAAUUUUUGAUUGUGGUAAAAUAUACAUAGCAUGAAAUGUGCUGUUUUAACCAUUUUCAAGUGUGCACUUAAGUGGUAUGAAGUGCGUUCUUAUGUGCAACUAUCACCGCCAUCCAUCUCCAGAACUGUUCUCAUCUUACAAAACUGGUUGGAGAGGCUGGGACUCUUGAGAUGACAUUUGCAUGCUCUGACUGACUGGAAGUGGCCUGGCAUUCAUGGCCUUCCCACCCAGUUCCGUGCCAGCCUCUGAACGCGAUGGGGAACGCAGCCCUCGUUUCUAGAAGGAGAUUGUCAUUCCACGUAGCACAGUGUGCCACUAGGGGUUUUUUCAUUCCAAGUCUUUGGACCUCAUAGCAUUGGAAUUGUUUUUUAAAUAAUUUCCAACAUUCCAUAAAUAUUUGUCAAGGACAAAGAAAAGGAAUGUGGAUCUUUAUUCUUCUCAUAUAAAUAACUUUGUACACAUGACUUCCUGCUUUCGUGUGGAGAAGAAACUAGCUCCCUUGUAUGGCAGCUGCAAAAUCAGAAGGCUGUGCACGUUAUUAUAAGGGGUUGAAUAUAUUUUGUAAAACUCUAAUGCAUUUGUAUUUCUGUGCUGUUCUAAAGAUUACCUUUUUACUUAUAUUAAAGAUAUGGAAACUAUAUAUUUAAAUCAUGUAAAUGGGACACAGUGUAGGGAUUUUCCUCAAUCUUAUUUUCCAUCAGCUUCUCACACACACACACAAGUAUGCUGCUCAAAUUUUUUUGUGUGCAAUAUAAACAUUUGAACAUUUCAGUCAAGUACUGAGCCAGAAAGGGUAAUUGAAGUUUUUAGAAAACGUAUGUGCUUAGAAAAUACUUUGUUUUCUUGAAAUACUAAUAAUUUUUAGCUGGAAAAAUAGGACUAAGACUUAAGUGUCUCAGGCCACUUGGUCACUGGUUCCUAAAUUUAGGAAGCAUUUGAUUAACAAGCUGGUGGAGGCAUUUAGUUGUUAUAGAAAUAGUUUAAGUACUUGAGAUUAAAGGCUUUUCACAAAACCUUUCUAAGAAAGUUUAGCUUAGAAAUCUUAGAAAGUUUUCUAAGGAAGGUUAGCUGUGGCACACGUGAUCGGAAACGCAGUUUCUCUUUGCUCUUGUAGUUUGAUGAUUUGUACUAGUUCUUUGUUUCCGUUGUCAUUUGUUUUUUAAAAAUGUUAAAAUUAUAAAUCACGUCUAAUACUGAAUUGUAAAACUUCUACUGUAUCUUUAUUUUAAGGAAAAAUGAGAAUAAAAUUAUCCGAUUUGUCCUGCA